CCAGCCGGGAGAGAAGGCUUUCCCCGCCUCCUGUCACUGAAGAUUUGGAUGCCAGGCUUGCAACAGAGCCAGGGGCUGGAGGAAGGACCUGAGCCAUGGUGGCCCUUUGGCCUGGAGGGCCCCUCUGGGGACACCUCCUCUUUUGCUUUUCCUCCUUGGUGCAAGGUUUACGUCUCCAAGAAUACCUUUAUUUCCAAGUGCUGAGCCCCGGGGAUAUCCGCUACAUCUUUACUGCCACCCCAGCAAAGGAUUUCGGGGGAGUUUUUAACACAAGGUACGAGCAAAUCUACCUGGUUCCAGCGGACCCUCCAGAGGCGUGUGGAACAUUAAAUAAUGGUGUUUUCAUUGAUGGCCAGAUUGCUUUGGUGGAACGCGGGGACUGCUCCUUCCUCUCCAAAACCCGCAUCGUCCAAGAGCACGGGGGCCGCGCGGUGAUCAUCGCCGACAACGCCUACGACAACGACAACUCCUAUGUCGAGAUGAUCCAGGACAGCACGCAGCGGACAGCAGACAUCCCUGCCCUCUUCCUUCUUGGGAGAGAUGGGUACAUGAUCCGGCGCUCCUUGGACCAGCACGGACUUCCCUGGGCGGUCAUCUCUAUCCCAGUCAACGUCACCAGCAUCCCAACAUACGAGCUCAUGCAGCCUCCGUGGACUUUUUGGUAGCAGAGAUAAAUGCGUGGCAAAGGACUCUGGUUGCAACAUCUAGGAAUAUCCGGAUACUGACCUGCCGGCCAGAGGCAACAGGAAGCCCAUUGCCCU
Molecule: messenger RNA, 761 nt
Organism: Anolis sagrei ordinatus
Lineage: Eukaryota; Metazoa; Chordata; Lepidosauria; Squamata; Anolidae
Gene: PRADC1
Product: protease associated domain containing 1
Source: RefSeq, a predicted model, not a curated record